This is a messenger RNA of Wickerhamiella sorbophila, 906 nucleotides long. Its product is annotated as Mitochondrial GTP/GDP carrier protein 1. The record is from RefSeq and is a predicted model, not a curated record. The coding region runs from base 1 to 906 and encodes 301 amino acids. Gene Ontology annotation, molecular function: guanine nucleotide transmembrane transporter activity. Gene Ontology annotation, cellular component: mitochondrion. The transcript has a single exon. Lineage: Eukaryota; Fungi; Ascomycota; Dipodascomycetes; Dipodascales; Trichomonascaceae.
AUGGCACCCGCUCUUACUGCCGACUCUAAACAGAGUGCGACUGCCCGUGUUUUGGGCUCUGCGACUGCCGGUUUGACCGAGCUGCUGGUCUUCCACCCCGUCGACACUAUUUCAAAGCGUCUCAUGUCCAACCACGGCCGCGUUGCUUCGGUUGCCAAAUUUAAUCAGGUCAUUUUCAGAGAUUCUGCGUCAAAACCAAUGGGUUCGCGUCUUCUCAGUCUUUUCCCUGGCCUGGGAUAUGCCGCUGGCUACAAGGUUCUCCAGCGUGUGUACAAGUAUGGUGGUCAGCCCGUUGUUAACGACUUUUUGACCCAGAACUAUGCCUCUACUUUCACCAACCUGUUUGGCCCCAAGACCGGCAAGGCUUUGCUAUCCGCUACUGCUGGUUCGAUCGUCGGUAUCGGUGAGGUUGUUUUGCUGCCUUUGGAUGUCCUCAAGAUCAAGCGUCAGACCAAUCCCGAGUCUUUCAAGGGUCGCGGAUUUUUCAAGAUCUUGGCUGAUGAGGGCUUUGGUCUCUACCGCGGCUGGGGCUGGACUAUGGCCCGUAACGCUCCCGGCUCUUUCGCUCUGUUUGGAGGCAACUCGUUCGCCAAAGAGUACGUUCUUGGCUUGCAAGAUUACUCCAAGGCCACUUUCGUCCAGAACACUAUUGCGUCGAUUUUCGGCGCCAGUGCGUCUCUGAUUGUGUCGGCACCUCUCGACGUUAUCAAGACUCGCAUCCAGAACCGCCAUUUCGACAACCCAGAGAGCGGGUUCAAGAUUCUGCGCGAUAUGGCCCGCAACGAGGGCUUCAGCGCGUUCUUCAAGGGUCUUGUGCCCAAAUUGCUCACCACGGGCCCCAAGCUGGUCUUUAGUUUUGCCAUGGCCCAGACCCUUAUGCCUGCGUUUGAUCGUUUGCUCAAAUAA